Molecule: messenger RNA, 2395 nt
Organism: Cicer arietinum (chickpea)
Lineage: Eukaryota; Viridiplantae; Streptophyta; Magnoliopsida; Fabales; Fabaceae
Source: RefSeq, a predicted model, not a curated record
UAUCUCCAUUUCCCCAAAAAUGGGAAAAUCCAAUUCCCAAUUUCCCACGCCACUAACUUUCAAAACACAGCUUAACUAUUCAGCAAUCUAAUAAUCAUAAAUAAAUUUUAGUAACCCUUCCUUUCCUUUCCUUUCACUACUCUUUCUUUCAAAAUAAUCAUUCCUUACAUUAAAAAUGAAAUUACUAUAUACUCACUUAAAUAGUUUCUGAUAGAUACGAAAAACAAUAACCGAAGAUGACGACGAAUCUUCAAAUACGAACAGAAGAACCCACUGAAACUCAAACCCCUCUUCUAACUUCAAAUUCGAAUCACGAAUCACAACAACAACAACAACAACUAAACAAUAACAAGACCAACGAAACUGAAACUGAAACUGAACUUGAUAAAACCCUCGCGCGUUUGGAAAUCUUUUUGAAUCUCUUAGGCUUCAAUCCACGUUCGCUUCUAUGUUCGGUCAUUUGUUGGACCGUUUUCUUCUCCUUAGGAGUGGCGCUUCCCCUCGCGGCGCUUUGGAUGUGCGAGUGUUCCGAGUGCGAAAGGUACGAAUUGCGCGGUUGCGAGAUGGUGAUCGUGACGUUUCAGGCGAGUCUCGCCGCUGUUUCUUUUCUUUGCAUUUCGCACAAUCUACGAAAGUAUGGACUUCGGAGGUUUCUAUUCGUUGACCGCUACACUGGACAUGUUGCUUGUUUUCAUCGCGAUUAUGUUAACCAGAUUUCGGGAUCUUUGCGCCUGUUUGUUCUGUGGGUAUUUCCGUGUUUCGUUCUGAAGACGGUGCGAGAAAUCAUUCGCAUUUCAUAUAUACAACAUGGGUCAUGGUCGUUAUCAAUUGCUAUUUUUAUAGCUUUGAUUAUAUCGUGGACUUAUGUUAGUGCAAUCUCUCUGUCAGCCUGCAUCAUGUUUCACAUGGUCUGUCAUUUGCAAGUCAUCCACUUUGAUGAUUAUGGGAAGCUCUUGGAAAGGGAGAGCGAUGUUUUAGUGUUUUUAGAGGAACACAUGCGGUUGCGCUAUCAUCUUUCCAAGAUAAGUCAUAGGUUCAGAAUCUAUCUUCUUCUGGAGUUCUUGGUUGUCACUGUGAGCCAAGUUGUGACUCUCUUGCAGGUCACAGGAUAUCGUGAAAUGAUUACCAUGAUAAAUGGUGGAGAUUUUGCAGUUUCCACACUUGUUCAGGUGGUUGGCAUCAUUAUUUGUCUGCACGCAGCAACAAGAAUUUCUCAUAGAGCUCAAGGCGUUGUUUCACUUGCAAGCCGGUGGCAUGCUAUAGCAACAUGCGCAUCUUCUGAUACUUCUCAAUCGAGAUCCACCAGUGCAGGGAGCUUUGACACUGCAAACCAUUUAAGAUCAAUACAUAUAGACUAUUCUGAAAGUGAUCUAGAGUCAUUGGAUUUCGGAGGAAUGGCUGUAAAUACCCAAUUGGUUUCUUAUAUGUCCUCGCAUCAUAGGAGGCAAGCUUUUGUGAUGUAUUUGCAGUCAAAUCCGGGAGGAAUCACUAUAUUUGGAUGGACAGUGGACCGUUCUCUUGUCAACACAAUUUUUUUCCUUGAAUUAAGCUUGGUUACCUUUGUUCUAGGUCAGACACUGUUCUCAUGAUAAAAUUUACGCGCCAAUACCAAGAAACCUUUUGGGUUACCACAGUUACUAAAUUUGAUUGAAACCCACCCUUGAAUAACCAUAAUUUUCCUCGUGACCAAUGUUUCUAAAUUUGGUAGCUCUGCCAGAAUGUUACAUGCAUGCAGAGAUAGAAAGGAUGGAACAAAGUUGCCUUCAGUGGCUGACCUUAAGAUUUGUGACAUUGCGUUAAAGGCACUUGGCUUCUUCCAACACAGAUGUCUUCAACAUUCUGUCCAAGAUUUUCAUUCUUUUGUCAACAUUCGUCAUCUUCGUUGAUGUUAUCAUUUUUGGUUUUAACAUGAUCCAAAUAAACUUUGCCCUAAAUGUGUACCAGCCUUGCAAUUUGCUAUCUGCCAGGACUACUAUUCUGCAAAGCAGUGAUACUCAUUGUUCAGAUUCAUAACCUGAGGUUUGCAUAAUCUCAUCUCAUACAAAAGGAUCGGAGCAUUCCCCAAAUCAUGGCUUGCUAUAUUGAUGAUUUCAACCUCUGGACAAGUGUGACUUUCAAGAGCUUGCGUUUGGAGAGUUAGAAGCGAAAAGCAAGAGUGUAAUAGAACAUGUAUUUUAUGGACAUUCUAUAAUUCUGACAUAAAGUGUCAUUUCAGCUUGGAUUAUGUAGGAGUUGAACUUUUUUCACAACAGACCAAUGCAAAUGUGCUCGCAAAUUCCGAUAUAGUUUAGCUGCUGACACAUUAGCAAUUUGCUAACAGUUUGUAUACGGCAAGUAAUAUGUCCCUUCAUUCUCCAUUUCAAAUGUUACCAACGUCUUUGCACGGUGUACUAAA